UCGUCCCAUUGAUCGUAGUACCAGCAUUGCCAUGUCCCCAAAACGGAUAUUAGUAAUUGCCGGCUCCGAUAGUUCGGGCGGAGCCGGCCUCGAAGCAGACCAGAAGGUCAUUGCAGCGCAUGGAUGCUAUGCGAUGACUGCAACAACCGCUUUAACGGCGCAAAACACAUUAGGCGUUCAAGACGUCCACCAUACCCCCCCGCCAUUUGUGAAAAAGCAGAUCGAUGCCUGCAUUGAUGACAUUGGCGUCGAUGUCGUCAAGACUGGUAUGCUCGCAUCUGCAGAAACAGUCGAAGUCGUUGCCGAUGCCUUUCGUCGGCACAAUAUCACUACCUCUGUCGUUGACCCUGUUAUGGUAUCGACAAGCGGGUCCAAUCUUCUUCCCACCGCCGCAAUUGCAACCUUGAUUGGCUCUCUCCUUCCUUUGACAACGCUUCUCACCCCGAAUCUUCCUGAAGCAGAGCUCCUUCUCAAAACGGCUGGCAAGGAGCUGAGAUCACCUGAGAGUGUAGACGACAUCAUCCGCAUCGCCAAGGCAAUCAAAGAGCUUGGACCCAAAUAUGUUUUGGUGAAAGGCGGACAUAUUCCUAUGACGAAGGGGAGACUCGUGCCUAAAGAUGAAGCGGAGAAGCACAUCGUGCUGAAUGUAUUAAUUGGCGAUAAAGACGAUGUGACUGUCAUGGAAACAGCAUAUCUAAGGAGCCGCAAUACACAUGGGACUGGAUGUUCGCUUGCAUCCGCCAUUGCUUGCAAUCUUGCCUCUGGGAUGAAUAUGAAGAGCGCUGUCCAGAAAGCUAAUCUGUACAUCGAGGCGGGGAUCAGAACCGGUUCAGAUAUUGGACGGGGCAGCGGUCCUAUCAAUCACUUCCAUUCGACAUACACAUUACCUUUCGCUCCUGGCGCUUUCAUCAACUACUUACUCGACCGUGAUGACGUGAGAGGACCUUGGCAGAAGUUUACACACCACGACUUCGUGCAGCGGAUGGCGGAUGGAACGUUACCUGUCGCCAACUUCAAGCACUACUUAGUUCAAGACUAUUUGUUUCUGAUUCACUUUGCAAGAGCGAAUGCGCUAGCAUCCUACAAAUCCAAGUCCAUGGAUGACAUUGGCCGCUCCGCGCGGCAAGUCUUGCACCUUCAGACGGAGAUCAAUCUUCAUGUGCAAUUUUGCAAAGACUAUGGAUUGAAUCCAGAAGAUUUGGAAAGGCAAGAAGAAGAUCAAGCAUGCACCGCAUACACAAGAUACGUCUUAGACAUUGGCCAGUCUGAGGAUUGGCUCGCCCUGCAGAUCGCACUCCUGCCCUGUCUCAUCGGAUAUGGCAUCAUCGCCCGGCGGUUAUAUGAUGAUCAAGACACAGUACGAGAAGGAAGCAAGUACUGGAAAUGGAUCGAGACAUAUGUAGCCGAUGACUACCUGGAGGCGAUGCAAAUCGGAAGAGACCUGAUCGAGACACACGCGAGAAAGCAAAGUUCAUCGCGGAUAGACGAGCUGGCUCAAAUCUUCGUACACGCGACUAAUAUGGAGAAGGGCUUCUGGGACAUGGGCCUGGCCGCUAAAGGGUAGUGAGUUCCGACAGCGUCAAUCGAUGAUUCUGUAGAGCUAGUUGCAAAUCACAAAACCGGGACGAAUUGAAAACUCAG
Paraphaeosphaeria sporulosa is the source of this 1641-nucleotide messenger RNA. RefSeq names its product thiamine biosynthesis protein (Thi-4). Bases 32 to 1564 code for a protein of 510 amino acids. Gene Ontology annotation, molecular function: phosphomethylpyrimidine kinase activity; hydroxymethylpyrimidine kinase activity; thiaminase activity. The record is from RefSeq and is a predicted model, not a curated record. Gene Ontology annotation, biological process: thiamine biosynthetic process. Lineage: Eukaryota; Fungi; Ascomycota; Dothideomycetes; Pleosporales; Didymosphaeriaceae. The transcript is spliced from 13 exons. Gene Ontology annotation, cellular component: cytosol.